AUGACCAUUGAUAUGUUAGGCGCAGCAGUAUUUAGCAUGAAUGAUCAAACAAUUGAAGUUGUUUCGCAACAGUUGGAGUUGUUUCGCAACAGUUGGAGUGUUUCAGCAACAGUUGGAGUUAUUCUUUCCUUUCUUUUCUUGCGGAGCAGGGGUCAAGGAAAUGGUAGGUCCCGAAGGUUUCUGUGCUCCUUGGUCGUUCGUGUCAAGCUGGUGUUUGCUGAUCAUCUCGUAUAUGUUUUUCAACAAUUGGUGGAAACUCAAAUCCACAUUAUCGGACGACAACGCCGACGCUUCGGUGAACAACAAACUAUUCUCGUUAGCAAACAGCUUGGCCUCCUCUGUGGGUACAGCACGCAAAUGGUCCAAAUCGCUCUUGUUUCCCACCAACUCAAUGACAAUAUUGGUAUCGGCAUGUUCUUUCAACUCCUUCAACCACCGAGAAACCGAUUCAUAAGACUCCGUUUUCAGAAUGUCAUACACAAUAAGCGCCCCCACCGCUCCACGAUAGUAUGCGCUGGUGAUGGCCCGGUACCGCUCCUGACCAGCAGUAUCCCAAAUUUGAGCUUUAACUCGACGACCAUCAAUUUCUAA
This is a messenger RNA of Meyerozyma guilliermondii ATCC 6260, 591 nucleotides long. RefSeq lists its product as uncharacterized. Bases 1 to 591 code for a protein of 196 amino acids. NCBI's taxonomy places the organism in Eukaryota, Fungi, Ascomycota, Pichiomycetes, Serinales, Debaryomycetaceae. The record is from RefSeq and is a predicted model, not a curated record. The transcript has a single exon.